AUGGACGGAUGUGUUUUCAAUCCGCUGAUGGCGAUUGCGGAACAGACGGGUUGGGUCCUAUCCCAGGAGAACUGUGGUCAGACCAUUGCAGCAGAGGAAGCUUUCGACAUUCCUCCGGUAAUAUUCUAUCAUUUAGCGGAUCCACUAAUGCUCUAUACGCUAGCUUUUGUUGAUUUGGAUGGCGCUGACGAGGAGAACCGAGUGUAUUUGCAUUGGCUAGUUGUUAAUGUUCCGGAAUCUGCUUUGGCACAAGGAAUGACGUAUAUGGACGGAGACACCGUUAUGGACUAUCUAGCACCCGAUCCAGGAACUUAUGAGCACCGGUAUGGACUCUACCUGUACGAACAGGUUUACGGCACAACCUAUCCGCCGCUGCCGAACGUUCGCGAGGAGUUCGAUUUGACCGGUUGGAUUAAUUCGAUUUUCCCCGAGGGCGCACUUUGUGGUCCGGUUGCGUCGAUUGGAUUCAACGCGUAA
This is a messenger RNA of Wyeomyia smithii (pitcher-plant mosquito), 477 nucleotides long. RefSeq names its product 39S ribosomal protein L38, mitochondrial-like. The transcript is spliced from 3 exons. The record is from RefSeq and is a predicted model, not a curated record. NCBI's taxonomy places the organism in Eukaryota, Metazoa, Arthropoda, Insecta, Diptera, Culicidae. The coding region runs from base 1 to 477 and encodes 158 amino acids.